Messenger RNA from Phascolarctos cinereus (koala), 7724 nucleotides. It is a transcript of the gene GABRB2, whose product is annotated as gamma-aminobutyric acid type A receptor subunit beta2. Gene Ontology annotation, biological process: monoatomic ion transmembrane transport. Gene Ontology annotation, cellular component: membrane. NCBI's taxonomy places the organism in Eukaryota, Metazoa, Chordata, Mammalia, Diprotodontia, Phascolarctidae. Gene Ontology annotation, molecular function: GABA-A receptor activity; extracellular ligand-gated monoatomic ion channel activity. The record is from RefSeq and is a predicted model, not a curated record.
AAAAGAAAAGAAAAGAAAGAAAGAGAAAGAAAAAAACCCGCAGCCUCAUAGGCAAGAUGAAAAACUGCCUUAUCCCGUAACUCCCGAAACUCACCAGACGUUGUAGUUUAAAUUACCCUAAUCCGAGGACAACAAUCAAAAUUUACUCUUGAUUCUCCAGUGGUGUGACUUUUUAAAAAAUAUAAUACAUUUCCUUCUUCCCCUUUAAUUCUUUUUUUUUUUUUUAACAAGGAAAUUUGCUCCAUCUCCAGCAGCCACCGCUGCUCCUUUGAUGUUUUGGUACGCCGUGCGCAUGCGCCUCACAUUAGAAUUACUGCACUGGCCAGAAUAAGUUGGAUCUCUUCUUCUCUUCAGUGAAACCUUAAAUCAUAUCAAAAGCUAAAGGGAUGUGGAGAGUCCGGAAAAAGGGCUACUUUGGGAUUUGGACAUUCCUUUUAAUAAUAGCUGUGGUCUGUGCACAGAGUGCCAAUGACCCUAGCAAUAUGUCACUGGUUAAAGAGACGGUGGAUAGACUGCUGAAAGGCUAUGACAUUCGUCUAAGGCCAGAUUUUGGAGGUCCUCCUGUGGCUGUGGGCAUGAAUAUAGAUAUAGCCAGCAUAGAUAUGGUAUCAGAAGUCAAUAUGGACUAUACCCUGACAAUGUACUUUCAGCAAGCUUGGCGAGAUAAGAGGCUGUCAUAUAAUGUAAUACCUUUAAAUCUCACGUUGGACAAUAGAGUAGCAGAUCAACUCUGGGUGCCUGACACAUACUUCCUGAACGACAAGAAGUCAUUUGUGCAUGGGGUGACUGUCAAGAAUAGGAUGAUCCGUCUGCAUCCUGAUGGGACUGUCCUUUAUGGCCUCAGAAUUACAACCACAGCUGCUUGCAUGAUGGACCUGCGCAGAUACCCUCUGGAUGAACAGAACUGCACCCUGGAGAUUGAGAGUUAUGGCUAUACAACUGAUGACAUAGAAUUUUACUGGCGUGGAGAUGAUAAUGCAGUGACAGGAGUGACAAAGAUAGAAUUGCCACAGUUCUCUAUUGUUGAUUACAAACUGAUUACCAAGAAGGUUGUUUUCUCCACAGGCUCUUACCCCAGGCUGUCCCUCAGCUUCAAACUUAAGAGAAACAUCGGAUACUUCAUCUUGCAGACCUACAUGCCCUCCAUUCUGAUUACUAUUCUCUCUUGGGUUUCCUUCUGGAUUAACUAUGAUGCCUCAGCAGCACGAGUAGCUUUAGGAAUUACCACUGUACUCACAAUGACAACCAUCAAUACUCAUCUUCGAGAAACUCUCCCCAAAAUUCCUUAUGUGAAAGCCAUUGACAUGUAUCUUAUGGGGUGCUUUGUCUUUGUGUUCAUGGCACUGCUGGAGUAUGCAUUGGUCAACUACAUCUUCUUUGGUAGGGGACCCCAGCGUCAAAAGAAAGCAGCUGAAAAAGCUGCCAAUGCCAACAAUGAGAAAUUGCGCAUGGAUGUCAACAAGAUUUUUUAUAAAGAUAUUAAACAAAAUGGGACCCAAUAUCGAUCUCUCUGGGACCCUACUGGAAACCUCUCCCCAACUAGACGGACUACCAAUUACGAUUACUCUCUGUAUACGAUGGACCCCCAUGAAAACAUCUUAUUAAGCACCCUCGAGAUAAAAAAUGAAAUGGCCACCUCUGAGGCAGUAAUGGGACUGGGAGACCCAAGAAGCACCAUGUUGGCUUAUGACGCUUCGAGCAUCCAAUACCGGAAAGCUGGCUUGCCCAGACACAGCUUUGGCCGCAAUGCCCUGGAGCGACAUGUGGCACAAAAGAAGAGCCGACUACGGAGGCGUGCCUCCCAGCUGAAAAUCACUAUCCCUGACUUGACUGAUGUAAAUGCCAUAGAUCGAUGGUCCCGUAUAUUCUUUCCUGUUGUUUUUUCCUUCUUCAAUAUUGUCUAUUGGCUUUAUUAUGUGAACUAAAAAGUAGCGUCUCAUGGGAACAAAAGACUGGAUUUCUCUUCAAACUGGUUGUACAGCCAAAAGUGGGACUUGGAAAAAAUCUUUUCAGGAAAAAAUGAUUUUAAAACACCUUAGUUGCUGGCCUAUUCUAUGAUUCAUUUCAUACUAUUUGGAUUGCUUCUGCUAAACACUUCUUUAUGCUACAAUCUAUGUAUUUUUUUCCCAGUUAAAAUAGAAGUGUAUUUGGUGAGUGAUGGCCAAAUUCAGUUCUGACAUGCCAUUUCCAUUUUAUAUGCUUAGGACUCACUCAGCCUAUACAAGUGGGAAAGUAUUGGAGAAAUAGUCUUAACGAGGUGUAGUAGCAAUGUGAAUCAUUUCCUUGUGUAAUGGGCAUGUCUAGCUGUUCCACAGCUUGAUUUCUAAAGGAAAGAAAUAUUUCAAAUUGAUAUUAUACUUAGAGAUCGUUCACAGUUCACAGAGAAUACUUUCAACACAAGUUGAAAGUAGUACUGAAGAUCAUAAAGUGAUGUUAGAGUGGUGGUGAUGAUGAUGAUGAUGAUGAUGAUGAUGAUGGUGAUGAUGAUGAUGAUGGUGAUAACGUUGACAGGUCACUAUUUCCCACCACCUUGCAAAGUUUUUGGUUAGUUCACUAAUAAAGAAUUGGCAUUUGACACGCAGUGCCACCCUUGCAAGUAAUAAGUCAGGGAAACCAAGGUUGCCUUCUCUAGCUCCAUUAAAUGUUGGCAAAGUACUACAGUUAGAACACCCUGUGCUAAGAAAAAGGAGACUGGUGGUGGUAGCUGCUGUGGUUUUAAGUGUGAUCUUUGUGGGGGGGGGGGUGGAGCUGAAGAGGUUGGGCAUUUCACAGGAAAACUAUUUCACAGUUGGCUACAGCAAUUGUUUAUAUCCUGCCUUUUAUGUAAAAGGAGGGGAUGAGUCUUCAGAGAAUAGCAGAAAAAUUAAAGAAAGGUUUUUAAAGGUAUAAAAGAUUUUUAAAAAAAUAUAUAUAUUCACCAUCAGGGUACAUAUGAACAAAGUGUAGUGGCCAAUGAUGAACUGGACAGGAUUUGUAUCCAACUUCAUAAGCUUAGGGGCAUUGUAUCUAUUGAUACUUUGAUGUGCGAUCUAUUCAGAAGACAGAAAAGAACGGGUAAGAUUAUGGGAAUCACUAGUACCUGAGAUGUUUGACAAAGAAUUUGGCGUGAACCUUGCUUAUAUCAUGGUGUGCAGUUGACAAACAGGGUGUAUUUCACCCCCAACCCCAGCCCAUGCUCAUUACUUCUGUGGAAUUUACCACAAUGUGUUUCCAGAAUUGAAUGGGAUACUCUUAAAUGAAGGCACUGUUCAUUGUUUUAGAAGGGUGAAGUGUCCUGUCAUGUCUUUGUUGCCUCUGAAAUCUGAUCGCUGCUUCUUUUGAAAAAUUAAAGCUUUAUAUUAGUAAAUAAGUAUUGGAGGAUUCGGUAAAUUGAUCUCCUCUUACAUAAGAUGAAGUUCACUUUCACAUUUUCCACAGAAGUAGUAAAAGCAUUAGAUGUAGUUUUUGAUUGUUUUUAAGAAAGAAUACUCUCUUUUUGCAUAUGGAAAUCUGUUCAUUUAAGGAAAAAUGGAGACUGGAAAAAAGAUAACAGCAGAAUUUCCUUGGCAUGCUCAGUUGUAAGAGUCUCUCUUUAGAAAGUAAACCACAUUGCAUUGCACUGACUGUACCUCUAAAUGAAGUCAUUGUAUUUGAAACAUCAUUUGGAAAUGGAAGAACUGCUAUCUGGGUCAUCUUAUAGGAAACAAAUUGAUUUUACAGAGCUUUGUUGACUGAAUGACUUCAGAAGCUUGGUUUUUCCUCUUUUUUUUCCUAAGGGAGUGCUACUUUUUUUUUUUAUGAAGCAGUAUUGUGUUUAAAAAUACAGUCAGAAUUUGACAUGAAAGGCUUUAUGGCCAGGGUUCACCAAUAGAUUGCAUGAGUUAGCUCCUAUUUGUCCUUUUAUUCAUGGCUGAUUUCUAACAUUAGCUGGAAAUGGUGCUUUAUCACAUAGACAUCUUGUUCUGAAUUUGAGACACUGGAUUGUCUCUGGUAGCAGAAGAUGGCAUACUAUUAUACGUGCCUUCUGAGUGUAUGGCUACAGACAGGCCAGAGUUUGAGACAUUCCUUUGCCAAUGCCAUUCUUGUAUUUGUUGAGUCCCACUCUGGUGACAAAUCUGUGGAAGAAAUGGUCAGGUUCCUAUGCAUGGGUUCAUAAUAGUGAGCAUACUCAAGAUAACCCCAAGGUUUCUUUUCCCCAAAAAUGAUUUGUUCUUAGUCAUCACCUAAAUAGCUUUUCCUGCUUCUGCUAUCAAUUGAAUACGUAACGGAGAGAGUAUUUCAAUACCUCAAAUACGCAAAUGAAAGAAACAAAUAGGCUGAAUUCUGAUAGGAUGGUUCUUGAGAAAAGCCAAAGUCUGAGUCUGUAAGUAGGGCUGCUACCUGCCAUUACCAUAAAAGCCAUAAUAAUCCUCAAUAUUGCCAUGUUAUGGGUGCAAUAAAAUGCAGAGUGUGGAAGGAACUGAGCAGACAGACCUAGAACAAAGCAAACAAAAACAAGCUACUCUCUGCCAAUUGGACCUUCAUACAAAGUUAUUUUCUAAAGGAAACAGAAAUAGGAGAUUCCAUUUAUGCUCAUAGUUGUGUUGGGAUGAAGACAUUAGGAAAAGAAGUAAUCAGGAGACCUUAUAAUGGAAAAUAUAGAGUUGCCCAUGAGAGUGAAUCAUAUGUUGGCUUCCAGCUACCAUUCUCUUGGAUCACAUCAGAGCAACUAACUCUUGUCCUCAGUUGUUUGAUUGGGAUUUUAUUCUCUGAUCUGGCUAAGCAGAGAGUACCUGGGAGUGAUUUAAUGCUGCAUUUGAAGAAAAGAAUCAGAAUGAGUCUGGAUAUUCUGCUUUCUUAUGAUUAAGCAUGAGGACUUGUAAAAAAUAAUCUGUGCAAAGACAAUGUUGAUAUUAUAUGAUUAUUAGUAAACAUAUUUCCUUUUGCAUAUACAACAGCCAGCAAUUAAGGUGUUUUUCAUCUUUAUGAAAUUCAUGGGCAAAUUCUGACUCUAAAAUGGCAAAGUUUUAACAAAAUCUUGAAUCUCAAUCUGUAAAUAUCUCUUGUACAUGACUGCUAGCAAAUGUGAAAUGCAUUUUCAGAAUUGAAAACCAGUGCAACAUAUUUCUGUGUUUGCAUAAGGAAUGUUACUUUUCUUUCUUCUUCACUCUAAUAACUGGGAGGAAAAAAAACUCCAUUGUCAUUUAAGUGUUCUCUAUUCUCUUAUUCUUCUAAAACUCAAUCUAAAAUGAAAAGUAGCUGAAAGAUCUCUCUGAGGGAUUUUACAUUCUAGUUUAAAAGCUUAAGGAACACACCCACAUGUGUACACACAUACAACACACACGCAAACACAUACACAUACAAACUGUCAGCUAAAAAAAGCACAAUGCCUAGGGAAGUGAAGGUGGAUUUGUAACUGGGAAAUGAACCAAUUAAUUUUAGGCUAGAUCCAUAUUUUAAUGAAAAAUCCAACAAUAUUCAUUUUGAGUAAGUAAUUGAGUUUCCAGUCCUUAAAUUAACACAGAACUCAACAGAAAAGGAAACCAAACUUACAACAUGUCCAUGUGUGUAUAUAUAUAUGUAUAUAUAUAUGUAUAUAUAGGUCAGUAUAAACAUACAUAUAUAUGCAUUUAUAUGUUGGACAGCAAAAGGAAUAAGCUAAUAUGUUUUGUUUCUAUCACUUAAACAAAUAUAAGAAUAUUUUUUACUUUGGGAAAAAAUUAAUAUAUUAAAAUAAAUAACUGUACAGGGUAACUGGGCAUUUCUAUAUCAACCAAUCAAUGCAUACAAUUCUUACAAAACAUUGCACAAUUUGACUCUAUAAUAGUACCGUACCUCAACAUCUGAAAUUAGAUUACAUUAAAUUCUACUGCUUGCCUUUUCUCUGUCUCCAUCUCUGUCUCUGUCUCUCUCUGUCUCUCUCUCUGUCUCUCUGUUUCUCUCUCUCUGAUUUUCUCUCUCCCUCCCUCUCUUAAAAAAAAUUUGUCCACUAGCAGUUUGAAAAAUUAAACAAAUAUGCCCUAGGGAAACCAAGGGGAAAGUUAUGCUACCAAAUCUUUCUAGGAAAACAAACUGAUGUGUUGGCCAGGGUAAACUAUUCUUAAAAAUAGUGAGCAUAACCAUUUUGCUAUGUGUAUAUAGAACAUGGAAUGUGUGCAAUUAUAAGUCCAGCUGAACAUUUGUAAAUAUCAUCAGAUUUCUUAAACAUUUUUAACUUCUAAUUUGUACUUUAUGGUAAGGCAAAAAUGCUGAUUCUCUCCCAUGGUUUAGGUGAACUGUGUCCUAAAACCCUGUAAAUAAUGAAGCUGUAAAUGAGCGGUCAGUAGAUUCAGUAAUUGUUUAGUGAUUUUCUUUUGUCAUUUUAUUAAGUAUUAUUAUUGCAUUGCCCAAACAGAGUAAUUUAAACACCCUUUUUCAUAGACAGUUCAGGAUUACAGAUAAUAGAAUCUCAACUUAUUUUUGAAUUUUUUUAAGGUCAGUGGGAAUUGGUCUAGUGUUAGAAGUGAUGUAACAAUAGAAUGAGUACAGCUGUGACAGGAAGCAGUAAAAAUCAAAAUUAGCAAAAGGUCUGUUUUUGUUUUUUGGUUUUUGUUUUUUGUUUUUCCCAGCAGAGGUCAAAGAAUAGAUAAGGCUGUAGCUAAGCACUGAGUUUUGAAAGAAAGUGAAAGUCAUAUUGCUCUCACUACAGAGAACAGUGCUUGUUCCAGAAAUCUAUGAUAAAAGUAAGUUCUGAUAGAUUUUUUUUAAGAAGACUGUCCUAUAGAUCCUCAAAACCAAAGACUCCAGAAUUGUGGGAAAUAAAGGGAAAGCUAACCAGUCACUGCUUAACACCAAAGGCAAAGCUUUUUUGAAAUGCACUAGGAACUUUGUUUAAAAUGAUAAAGAAUCAAUGGCAUAGUAAUUCAAAAUUUGUCCUUUUAUACUUUAUUGAAAAACAAAAUAUUGAAAAAAGAGAACAGCAACAUUCUGAAGUAUUUAUCAGCUAUGUGGAGAUUUAAACAGAACAUCUCUCCAGAUAUAUGCAACAUUAUGAUAACAGGCAUCUUUUUUUUUCUGAAGUACUUUAAGGAAUGAAGGGGGGAAAAUGAACCGAUGGAAAACACUGUCUUGAUUUCACUUUUUAGUCAUUCUCCUUGUCAUAUUUACCUUGUCAAAUUCACUCCCAGUCUCUCUGUGUCACCAAUGUUUGGAGGGCAGUUGACCUACCCCAUAUGUCUGUAUCUCUCCUGAGUUCCAGAUGCUCCUGUUUUUCUUUAAUCAGUUCUGUAUUUUGAGUUUACAUUUGAGUUUACCUUUAAUAAGAUGAGAUAAAUUUUAACAAAAUUGCCUAUGAUUUAAAUUUCUUAUUUUUUUUCCUUUCCAUGGGUGUUUAAAUGGUUCUGUUACUGAUGUCUCUGCAUAAUCCUGAUGUCUUUUUUUUUUACUUGGUACUCUGCUUCACAAUGUAGUCAUGAUCAGCCUUACUAAUUACCUUGUAGCCUUUCUUAUAUGCACAUAAUGCACAUUUUCCAACAGCUAGAAAACGCAAAAUACUAGCAGGUAUCAUUGCAUCAGAUUUUCAUGUUUUUCUCAAAAGAACUGCUAACCUCUGGGAUAAGUGAGGUCAUAAAACAAAAUGAUGGUUGUAAAGGAGUAGAACAUAAAAGAUAUUUUCUUGAAUUUAAACUUAUCGCAGCCAGUCUUAGCAUGUAAAUAUAUAAUAAUGUUGGCUAGUGUGUAAUUCUUGAACUAAAAAUACAAAUAAAGAAACCUUAAAAGGAUUUACA